AUGGCUGAACGUAAAAAAAGGAUACCCCAGGGAGGUACCGGUCGCUCUGCGGCCGGAGAAUCCUCCCCCACCGCACCGGGUUUGCCGGGGGUGGGCCGUCCCAAGUACUCUGGGGGGGACGCGGACAGCCGGAGGAAGGAGUGGGAGGAUGAAGUUAGGAGGUGCGUUGAGGCCGUGAAAGGGAUUGAGGAGUUUGAGAUCCACGUGGCCGGCAUGGACUCCGAGUGCACGGAGUCCGGAUUGUCGGCUGCGUCGGAGGACUGCCUCAAUUCCAUGUCCGUAACAUCUGAGGACUGCCUCAACGUAAGGGUGAGCACUUCGCCCAAACGUGUUCGGCGGAAGAGGCGCGUCGUCGAGAGGCCGCAAGACCUGGACUCCGACGACGACGUCGAGGUUGUAGAGGUGGCGAAACGGGUCCCGAGCCCGAAAGCCGAACUGGGGAAAGGGAAGAGCAAGCGUGCCACCCGAAUGGAGACAGAGGGUUCGGCGUCUGACGCUGGGCCCUCCAGAGCCGUCUCCGCCCCAGUAACAGAGGUCCGUCGCGCUGAUGAACUCGGCGCCACCAUCGAGGAUAGUGCCCGGAAGGUUCUUGCCGCGGUCAAAGUAUCCGGCAACCUGAAGGGCACUAUUAUAAAGGAGAUCAAGGACGCCAUCGCCAACAUCAUGACGGCGUCCGAGAUCCUAAAGGAGAGGUCGGCUGAUGUCGAGGUGACUACCCUCAGCCGAGAGAAUGCACGCCUGAGGAACGACUUGGCACAUGCUAAGCUGAUGUCCAGCGGAGCCAUCGAAGAGGCGAAGGCCGACAAGCGGGAAAUAAAUGCCCUCCGCAAAACGGCACACUCUUCUGCCAUUCUGGCCGAGGAGAUUGCCCAACUCAAGGCAGAAAGGGAGGAGCUGCAGCGGGAGGCCCGGGAGAGCAAAAGGCUUCUUGAGGAGCUGAAGAAGACCAACGCUCAGACUCAGGCCUCUCUGCUGCAGGCGCAGCGCGAUUUGGAGGAGGCGAGGACGGCCAUCGAGCUCCCGCCAGUUACCAUCGGGGGAACGGCGGCGGAAGCGCCGGAAGGUGCCACGCCCCUCACCCUAUCGGAGACAGCCGAAGACCGGAUUAUCCGGCGAGUAGGCGAGAUUAUGGACGGCCGCUUCGCCGAGAUGGAGCAACGGAUCUCGGCGAAGCGCAAGCGGCAACCCAAAGCCGCCAAGAGCUCGCCUGCUGCCGGAUCAUCCGGCCCAGCGGCCAAUAGGGCCCCGCAGAACGGGGAGCCCAUCGGGGGUGGAGACCCACAACCGUCGACUUCAGCCAAUCGGGAGGGCUGGUCGACGGUAGUCCGGCGAGGGAAGCGCAAGGGCGCUGGCGCUAGCCAGACGGCUCCUGCCAAUGCGCGCCCGCCGAAGGGGCCACGCGGCGGCCCAACAGAGGCACCUCCGCAGCGGAAGGCACCCGCGCGGAAGAAGGUAAAAGCACGCCCCCCUCGCUCGUCGGCAGUGGUGUUAACCAUGAGGCCGGGAGCUGAGGAGAGGGGCGUCACCUACAGGUCGGUGCUCACCGAAGCGAAAGCCAAGAUAUCCUUGGCCCAGCUCGGUAUCACCGACCUGAGGUUCAAGGUAGGGAGAACCGGGUCCCGUAUCCUGGAGAUCCCCGGAACGCACACAGGCGAGGCGGCAGACGCGUUGGCCGCCAAAAUCGAGGAGGUCCUGCCCGAGGACACCGUCCGGGUCUCCAGGCCAGUGAAGUCGGCCGAGCUGCGCAUUGGAGAUCUGGACGACUCGGUGAUGGUGGCCGACGUGGUCGUCGCCGUGAUGCGAGAGGGGGGUUGCCUGGAAUCCUCGGUGAAAGCCGGGGAGAUCCGGCGCAACACCCAGGGAACGGGAUCCGUGUGGGUGCGGUGCCCUGUGGCCGCCGCAAGGAAGUUGGCCGAGGCCGGCCGGCUUAGGAUAGGGUGGGUGAUGGCGCGGGUGCAGUCGCUGGACCCGCGUCCUCAGCGGUGCUAUCGCUGCCUCCUUACGGGACACGUGGGAGUGCGAUGCACCGCUACGGAGGACAGCAGCGGAAUUUGUUUCCGCUGCAGUGAGCCCGGCCAUAAGGCCGCGCGCUGCGCCGCGCCAUCGCCGAAGUGUCGGUUUUUUACAUUUUCUUUAUUAGACAAAUAA
Molecule: messenger RNA, 2148 nt
Organism: Achroia grisella
Lineage: Eukaryota; Metazoa; Arthropoda; Insecta; Lepidoptera; Pyralidae
Exons: 2
Coding region: 1-2148 (715 amino acids)
Molecular function (GO): zinc ion binding; nucleic acid binding
Source: RefSeq, a predicted model, not a curated record